Molecule: messenger RNA, 1548 nt
Organism: Cryptococcus wingfieldii CBS 7118
Lineage: Eukaryota; Fungi; Basidiomycota; Tremellomycetes; Tremellales; Cryptococcaceae
Product: 3-hydroxyisobutyryl-CoA hydrolase
Exons: 5
Coding region: 1-1548 (515 amino acids)
Biological process (GO): L-valine catabolic process
Cellular component (GO): mitochondrion
Molecular function (GO): 3-hydroxyisobutyryl-CoA hydrolase activity
Source: RefSeq, a predicted model, not a curated record
AUGUCUUCAUUCGCAAGACUCCCUCUCAGAUCCCGUAUGGGCGCAUCUCCAGCUACCAGGCUUGCCGCCGUCCAGCGUCACCUCACUACCUCCGCCCCAAAGAUGGCCAGCGCCGAAGAACUCGUCCAAUUCGAGUCCCACCAGGACACGAGGGUUUACAAGCUCAAUCGAUCAGCAAAGCUCAAUUCACUCAAUGAAGAGAUGAUCACCCUCCUCUCCAGUAAACUCAAGAACUGGCGAGAACUCGACUCUGUGAAGGUCAUCAUCGGGCGAGGUGAUGAACGGGCGUUUUGCGCCGGGGGCGAUGUCAAGCAGCUUGUUCUUGAUCUGGAAGCGGGCAAAGACACGGCUGUCAAGUUCUUCAAAGGCGAAUUCCAGAUGAACUGGGUUCUUGGGCGCUUGGGCAAGCCCUACAUUGCCAUCAUUGAUGGUGUCACCAUGGGCGGCGGUGGCGGUCUUUCUCUACCUGCUCCCAUCCGAAUCGCCACCCCUCGAACUAUUUUCGCCAUGCCCGAGACCAAGAUUGGCUACUCUCCUGAUGUGGGCGCCAAUUACUACCUCUCCCAGCUCGACGGCUCCAUUGGUGCUUGGCUCGCCGUCACUGGUCAAGAGGUCUACGGCCGAGCUGCUUAUGAGCUUGGUAUUGCGACCCAUUUCGUGACCGAAAACAACAUUCCCGAGAUUAUCUCACAAAUUACACAACACACUUCUCCUUCUCUACAAUCGCUCUCUGCUCUCAUUGCUUCCUUUUCCGCCUCCUCAUCCGCCACCACAACCCCCUCAUCCAAAUCUUCCCCGGACGGGCCCUCCCCCAUCAAAGGCGAGGUUCGCAAGUUUUUGGACAAGGCCUUCAAGAAGAAGAGUAUUCAGGAGAUCUACCAGACUUUGGACCAAGCUGAGGGAGAUGCUAGCCUGAGUGCAGAGGUCAAGGAAUGGGCUAAGGUGCAGAAAGGACACAUGGACGCGAGAAGUCCUACAGGCAUGGCUGUUGCUUUGCAAAACCAUCAAAAAGCCAAGUCUUCGAAGCGACUCGACCGAACGCUGUUGAACGACUUCUCCAUGGCAACAGCCUUCUGCGGCAAGGACCGAGCCACUGACGACUUUAUCACUGGCGUCACUGCCGUCCUCAUUGAGCGGUCAAAGACUCCUACGGCCUGGACUCCCUCUUCCAUCUCCGACCCCUCCCUCUCGCCUUCCGAAAUCAACUCCAAAUUCUUCUCCUCUUCUUCGCCGCACCUGAAGAACAUUGAAGAAAUUGGAUUUUCGCCUGCUUCUGCCAGCAGUCUUGAUUCCGGGCGCGACUCAACUUGGGGUCAAUUCAGGAAAUUUGGACUUCCGAGUGAGGCGGCGGUCAAGGCUGCCGUAGAAGGGUAUGCGCCUGGAUCUGGAGCUUUCGCCCUCACCGAGGCAGAGCUGGUAGAGCAGUUUGUGGACGCUCAAGGGGAUAUCAAAGGGAGCAGGAGGUCGGAAGUCGAACAGAGGGUCAGGAGUGUUGUGGCGAGUUGUUGUAAGACGGGGAAGGACGGCUAUCUCGAAUGGACAGCGUAG